AUUUNUCUACAGAUAUGCUCACCAGUGGCCGGUCUGACCAAUUUAGGCAAUACAUGUUAUAUGAAUUCUGUACUCCAAGCCCUUUACGCCACGCGACAGCUCAGAGAUUAUAUCACUAAUGGCUACGAGUCUUCGGGAGGAACACUCUAUUCGGGUUUGUCCCGACUUUUUAAAGAAAUGGCUGCAAAUGUUAGGACGGGUUCUGUGAAUCCCACAUCGUUUAGAUCAAUGUUUAUUCAAUAUCAGCCCAAGUUUAGAGGAUACGAUCAACACGACGCUCAAGAGUUCUUGAGAUAUCUUAUCAAUGGAUUACACGAUGAGGUGAACAAAGCAAAGAGGAGACCAAAGGCUAAACUAAUUGAACCAAAUACAUCACAAGAGGCGUGGAAUCAAUACAAAAUAGUUAUCGACGACUCGCGACUGAUUGACUUAUUUGUUGGUCAGUUCUCAUCAGUGAUUAAGUGUACGGAAUGUAAUAACACCAGUAGUUGUUGGGAUCCAUUCUGGGAUCUGUCACUACCGCUGCCCAGAGACAGUUCUGUUCGCGCUGUAAACGCCAUCGACGGUCAACAAAGAGAUUUGAAAAAAUUUGCAAACGACGGCUUUAAGCUCUCGAGUCAAGACAUUAGUGUAAACGGAAAUAUAACGAUCGACGGCAAGACAUACAAUCUGUACGCGUGUGUCUGUCAUCACGGAUACUCAUCACGUAGUGGUCAUUACACCGCUUACUGUCAAUACGAUAGCAAAUGGUUUCAUUUCAAUGACGAAAGAGUGAAGGACGUGACCGACAGUUUCAAUGCCUCCCAACUAAAGGACGCAUACGUUCUCUUCUACCGUCAAUCCAAUGAUUCGCUUAACUACUCCUCAAGACUUUAAGCACUGGUCACACAAUACACACACAAAACCUCUCAUGAUAUCAAAUACUAAAUACUAAUAUAAUAAUGAAAUGAUGACAUAAUUUACAACAAUUGCAACGAAUACUAAUAAAAGUAAUGUUUUAAAGUGACUUCAAUUUUACAGACGUUCCACAAUAUAAUUACAGAUAAUUAUGAAAACACUGUUUAUUUUAAUUAACAAAAUCAUCGCUAUUUUUGGCAAAAGUUAUUGAUUUUCAAGUAUUUUAAAAACAUUUUAAAUUAACAUUUAGGCAAUUAUUUAAUGAAAUUUCAAAUCAAUUUCCGUGUCAUUAUUUGGAUUAACUUUUAUGUUAUAUUAACGUAAU
Messenger RNA from Medioppia subpectinata, 1222 nucleotides. NCBI's taxonomy places the organism in Eukaryota, Metazoa, Arthropoda, Arachnida, Sarcoptiformes, Oppiidae. The record is from the annotation of a GenBank genome assembly.